AUGACCUCUCACCUCACUUUCACCCCUCUCGCCAUACCCACCAUGAUGCACAUCUUCUCCAAGCUCGUCGGUGUCGCUGCUGCCACUCAGGUUGCCCUCGCUGCACCUCAGCAUGGCUAUGGCGGUGGAGGCCGCACACUUCGAUUCACCAACAGUGGCACAUUCCAGAUCUCAGUCUUCGAGGAUCUUCACUAUGGCGAGGCCGAAGACCUAGUCUGGGGUCCCCAGCAAGAUGUUAACUCGACCCGCGUCAUGAACAGCAUCCUGGAUGACGAGCAUCCGCAGCUGGUAGUGCUCAAUGGCGAUCUGAUCACCGGUGAGAACACCUACAAGCAGAAUAGCACGAACUACGUGAAUGAAAUUGUGCAGCCACUGUUGCAGAGGAAUCUGGCCUGGGCCUCAACAUAUGGGAACCACGAUAGCGACUUCAAUCUAUCUCGCUAUGAAAUCCUGCAGCGCGAACAGUCUUGGACACUUUCUCUCACCAGACAAGACGUGCAUACAAGUACUGCCGGCGUGUCCAAUUACUGGCUACCAGUGCACGGCUCGAACGGCGACCAGAAAGUCCCUGAGCUGCUCUUAUGGUUCUUCGAUUCGCGAGGUGGCAACUAUUACCAACAGACAACAAGUGACGGCAAGUCAGUAACCCAGCCAAAUUUCGUCGAUCAAAGCGUUGUCGACUGGUUUACGGCGACCCGAGCUCAGUUGUGCUCGAAGUAUGGCAAAGACGUGCCAUCCUUAGCCUUUGUACACAUUCCAGUCAACGCGAUGCUCGCCUUCCAGCAAAGCAAGAAUGAUACUGGUGUACGACUGCACUACGAGCCUGGCAUCAACGACGAUGAUCCUCUUGCUCAACAAGGCUACGCUCAAGGCCAAGGCGAUGUCUCUGGCACAGUAGCCACCUAUGGCGGUCAGGAUAUCCCCUUCAUGCAGGCGCUUCUCGAUACACCAAACCUCAUCAGUGUUUUCUCUGGCCAUGACCACGGCGACGACUGGUGCUUUAAGUGGGACUCGAAGCUCCCAGGCAUGAACUUGACUGGUAAUGGUCUUGAUCUCUGCUUUGGCCGACACAGCGGCUAUGGAGGCUAUGGAAGCUGGACUCGCGGGAGUAGGCAGAUUCUGGUCACCGAGCAGCAGCUUAAACACAAUAUUGCCGAGACGUGGGUACGGUUGGAGACUGGUGAAGUUAGUGGUAGUGUUACGCUAAAUGGGACUUAUGGGCGGGACUACUAUCCUGCAGUGGCCGAUACAUCAUCGUCGUAG
Recurvomyces mirabilis is the source of this 1263-nucleotide messenger RNA. RefSeq lists its product as uncharacterized. NCBI's taxonomy places the organism in Eukaryota, Fungi, Ascomycota, Dothideomycetes, Mycosphaerellales, Teratosphaeriaceae. The record is from RefSeq and is a predicted model, not a curated record. Gene Ontology annotation, cellular component: cytoplasm. Gene Ontology annotation, molecular function: hydrolase activity, acting on ester bonds. The coding region runs from base 1 to 1263 and encodes 420 amino acids. The transcript is spliced from 2 exons.